This is a messenger RNA of Equus quagga, 1800 nucleotides long. It is a transcript of the gene GSG1L, whose product is annotated as GSG1 like. Lineage: Eukaryota; Metazoa; Chordata; Mammalia; Perissodactyla; Equidae. The record is from RefSeq and is a predicted model, not a curated record. The transcript has 6 exons. The coding region runs from base 112 to 645 and encodes 177 amino acids. Gene Ontology annotation, cellular component: plasma membrane.
ACAUGUCGCAGCUUCAUUGACCUGGCCCCGGCAUCAGAGAAAGGGGUCCUGUGGCUGUCGGUAGUCUCCGAGGUGCUCUAUAUCCUCCUGCUGGUGGUUGGCUUCAGCCUCAUGUGUCUGGAGCUCUUUCAGUCCAGCAAUGUCAUCGACGGGCUCAAGCUCAAUGCCUUCGCGGCCGUCUUCACGGUGCUCUCAGGCCUCCUGGGAAUGGUAGCCCACAUGAUGUACACACAGGUGUUCCAGGUCACCGUGAGCCUCGGCCCUGAAGACUGGAGACCGCAUUCCUGGGACUACGGGUGGUCCUUCUGCCUGGCGUGGGGCUCCUUUACCUGCUGCAUGGCGGCCUCUGUCACCACGCUCAACUCCUAUACCAAGACGGUCAUUGAGUUCCGGCACAAGCGCAAGGUCUUUGAGCAGGGCUACCGUGAAGAGCCGACCUUCAUAGACCCCGAGGCCAUCAAGUACUUCCGGGAGAGGAUCGAGAAGGGGGAUGGGACCGAGGAGGAGGACCUGCGCUUAGCUUGCCGCCACGAGAGAUGCCCCGCCCGACACCAGCCACACAUGGGAGAUUCCUGGACCCGGAGCUCUGCACAGGAGAUGCCAGAGCUGAACCGCCAGUGCUGGGUCCUGGGGCACUGGGUGUAACCGAGACCCAGCCUGGCCUCCAGACCUCAGGCCAUCAUUAGGCACCAGCCCCCUGACACAAGACCGCGGUCUGGUACCUCUGGAAAGCUGGCCCGUGUGCUGUGAACUCAGCCAGCCUGCGUGGGAGACACCAGGCCUGCCCAGUGCUGCCUGGGUCCCCCGGCCCUGCAAAUGGGGCCGGGGCGGCCGGAGGGAAUGCACAGGGCUGCAGAAAGCGAGUUUGGGACACCCACUCCUAACUCUUGCCACCAUCACAUGCAGAGCCCUGCAGGGUGCAGCUGGGACACCAGGAAGGAUACGGACAUUGGCCACUGAAAGCCUGGGGACCCACGAGCCAGCCAGGAGGUUCAGGAGGGGCCCAUCGGUGCAGAGGCCUGCAGGAGCAGGCAGUGGUGGCGCUUCUGGAAGGAAGGGCAGUGGUGCUGGCACCGCAGGGGGUCACUCAGCAGGCACAGAGCAGGGGCUCAAUAAAUGCUUGUGGAACCUGUUUUCUUGCUGUGCUUGGAGGCCAGUUGCUCUCUGGGCUGUGGCUGCCCCCUCAUGGUACCACUCCAUCUGGUCCCCAAGGAGCCGGAAGGUGAGACAGCCCUGAGUGUGCUGGGGUCAGGGCCAGACAUGGAGAUAUGGGAGGGAGGGAACCUAGAGCCGAGGCUGGGCCUGGAGGUGGGGGUCAAAAUGGAGCCAGGUGGCCAGGUUGGGUUCCAGAGGGGGACAGGGCAGGGGCCAGGCAGGCGGGACAUGUGAAGUGGGCAAGAGACAAGCCCUCAAACCCAGGCCCUAAGCCACCCUGACUACCCCGGGGACCCCUACCCUGGGUCUAGAGCCACCUUUACAUCAAAUCCUAGAGCUCAGAUCCCUAUUAUACAGACGAGGGAACUUAGGGUCACAGCGGUGAAGUAACUUGUCCAAGAUCACAGAGUUGGGGUUUGAACCAGGACUCCUGACUCCAAGAGGCCUCAUCCCUUCCCAGAGGAUUUCUAGACCUUUCCCCCAAGUAGAGAAUGUUCUUCACUCUUCCGUAAAUCCAUCUUCCAUCAUCCAUCCAUCCUUCCAUCACCUGUGCUCCAUCAUCCAUCCAUCCAUCCCCUCCCUUCCUCCCUCCCUCCCUCCAUCCAUCCUCCUAUCAUGCAUCACCCAUCCUCAUGAUCAACCACA